This is a messenger RNA of Brassica napus (rape), 962 nucleotides long. RefSeq lists its product as uncharacterized. The coding region runs from base 137 to 607 and encodes 156 amino acids. The record is from RefSeq and is a predicted model, not a curated record. NCBI's taxonomy places the organism in Eukaryota, Viridiplantae, Streptophyta, Magnoliopsida, Brassicales, Brassicaceae. The transcript is spliced from 2 exons.
AUCUUAAAAAGAAGCCCAGCCCAAAACCUCUGAGAUUCAAGAGUUUACAAACGAACUCGGAUCCUUCCCGUAUCCGUGAUACCCGCCGUAUUGUCAAAAAUUUGGAAACAAAGCCGAACUCUCCGUCUCUCUAAAAAUGUCAAACGCCCUAAUUCCCCACGGAAGAUUCCUCCUCCGUCGUUUCAACCGCCGUGCCUAUUCGUCAAAACCGCAUAACACCGAAACAGACCUCGAUUCGUCGUCCUCAUCAGCGACCUCUAAAGCCGAAGCCGAGCGCAAGAGCCUGAACGAGUAUUUUCAGAAGAUCGCCGUUAAGAACUCGACUCCAGAUUGGCUCCCUUUCUCCCCCGGGGGCUCUUUCUGGGUCCCGCCGCCGCAUCAGAAAACGGCUGGGAAGGUCGCUUAUAUGAUGAACAUGGUGACGAAUCCGUUGAAGAAGGAGGAAGCUUUCUCUCUGUCGUCUUCUUCUGGCUGGCCUUGUUCCUCUUUCUUCAUUACUCCAAAUGAUGAGAAGGUAGAAAGUAGCAUGGAGUUGAACAUUCCGGGGGAGCUAGGGCAUUUCCUAAAUCCAAUUUAUUCAUUUAAACAUGUCGACGAUGAAGACUGAUUUUACAAGUUCUAGCUCGGUGAUGAAGUCCAUUUCCUGUUGCGUGGAAAGACAGAUGAUUCCUGUACUGAUGAGGUUAAGUAUUUGUAUAUACAGCUGCAAACCAUGGAGUUCUAUGGUGUUUGGCCUGUCUUAACGCCUUUGUGAACUUUAUUUAUAAAGCAAUCAAUCAUAAUUAACGGCUAAUUAAAGCUGGUCGGAUUGGUUCUUACCUGCACUACAUGGUUUCAUCGUGAAUGAUAAUUUAGAUCAACCUAAGAUGAGUUUGCAUAUGUUACUAGAUUGAUUCUUAAGAAUUUGUCACUACAAUAAACAGUACAAUGAAUGCGUUUCAUCUUAACCUUUGUUGACGACC